AUGCCUCUUGAUUUUAGUGAAGAGGAAUCCGGCGGGGAAUCGAUACCUUUCAAGCCUGACCCAAAGGAGGAGGCGUCAAACCAGAGUGAAGCUGAAAGCGACGAUGAUGCCGAAGGCGUAUUCUUGGACAUGAAUUCGGCAAAAACCGAUGGUGCGCAAGAGGCUUUGGAUGAAUAUUUCAAGAUUAUAGGAGGGCGUCCUGAGAAACAGACAAAGAAGCGGAAAUCGGUGGGAGCGGCAUCAACGCCAGAGACGAUGACAUCUAAGAAAGCGAAAACCCUUGGUCACUCUUCAAACGGAACGCCGAAUGGUGAGGAGAUCUCAGAUUGGACUCCGAAAUCAAAUAACUGGGACAGGGACGUGCGCGCCGUUGAAACCAUUGUUCGCGAGGGUGAUAAUCUAUAUGCCCUACUUUACUGGAACAAUGAUAAGAAGAUAAAGGUGUCGCUCCGACAAUGUUACGAGAAAUGCCCGCGAAAAAUGUUGAAAUUUUACGAGAAUCAUCUGGUUUUCAAAGACGAGUAG
Molecule: messenger RNA, 525 nt
Organism: Uncinocarpus reesii 1704
Lineage: Eukaryota; Fungi; Ascomycota; Eurotiomycetes; Onygenales; Onygenaceae
Exons: 6
Coding region: 1-525 (174 amino acids)
Cellular component (GO): nucleus
Source: RefSeq, a predicted model, not a curated record